AUGAAUGACUAUAUGUGUAGAAAUUUCUUUGCUAUAAGGAACUCGAUUUCCGAUAAAUUGGACAAUAAAGGAAACUAUCAAAUUAUUAUUGAAAAUAAUUUAAAUGGGUAUUGUAGUGGUAAUAAGUGUGUUCAUGAGCUCGAAAAAAUUAAUGCUGGAUGUUUAUAUUUGCUUGAUGCAUUUUUUAAGGAUUCUUCUGUGUUUAAUUCGGUUGCAAAAGGUAACAUCAAUAUUGUUGAUUAUAUUAUAAUAUGGUUAAGUUAUAUGUUAAACCUAAAGCCCCAAGUAGGAAAUACAAGCAAUCUACAAUAUUUUUAUAAUACAUAUAUAAAGGGUGGUGAUAAGUAUAAAAAGUCUAUAGCUGGUGUUGCGGAGUAUAAAGAUUAUGAGGAUCUUAUAAAUAAAAGACUUGAUUUGAUAAAUAUGGAUAUGAAUAUUAUAUCUAAAUUUUAUGGUGCAUUUCAUACAUUAUGUAUGAUGUAUAUGGAAUUUGAUGAAAAAAAUCCAAAUUGCAAGAAAUGUUCGGAAUAUGCUAAUGAGUUUGUUAAAAAAUAUAAAAUACUUAAGGAAGAUUCUAAUAUUACUAAAAAUAGUUCAUGCAGUCAAAUAUUGUUUAGUUUAUCAAAUUAUUAUGAUAAUUUUAAAAGUUAUUGUAAUAGUAAAGGUGGUAAUUGUGAAAAGUAUCCAGCUCUUCCAACGGUAGAAAAAAUACAAACUUCUGCACAAGAAAUUGUACAUAUUUCUGAAGAUACAUCAUCAAGUUCGUCGAUAACAAACAAAUUAUUUAUAGUUUUAUCGAUAUUUGGUGCAAUAGCAUUUUUUUUAGGAAUUUCUUAUAAGUAUUCGUUAUUUGGAUUUCGGAAACGAUUUAAAAAACAACAAAUAAGAGAAAAAAUAAAAAAUAUAAAGAAGAGAAUGAAUCAUUAA
Plasmodium yoelii is the source of this 927-nucleotide messenger RNA. Its product is annotated as PIR protein. The record is from RefSeq and is a predicted model, not a curated record. The transcript is spliced from 3 exons. NCBI's taxonomy places the organism in Eukaryota, Apicomplexa, Aconoidasida, Haemosporida, Plasmodiidae. Bases 1 to 927 code for a protein of 308 amino acids.